AUGCAAGAUUCCUGCAUCCAGUGCGGGCCAAACUCGCGCACCCUAUCCACGGGCGCAUCCAGGGCGCUCGACUGCCUCUGCCUGCCCGGGUACUACGCGUCGUACCAGGGGGGAUGCGUCUCCUGUCCCCGGGGUUCGUACAAGGACUCCCUCUCCAACGACCUCUGCACGCCUUGCGACUUCGGCACAUACCUGGGCUCGACGGGGGGGACCGCCGCGAGCGACUGCGUCCCCUGUGCGGUGGGGAGCACCACGCGCGACCAGGGGCAGUUCUCGCCCUUCAGCUGCGUGUGCGACGUGGGUUACACGGGGAAGGACGGGAGCCAGGCUUGCACGGCCUGCCCUUCCGGCAAGUUUAAGACGACGAUGGGCUCCGACCCGUGCGAGAACUGCACGGCGUACUCACCCGAGUGCGACACGUGCGACGUCAACCAGGUCAUUCAGUACAGCUUCAUCUGCGAGGACUGUAACAACUUCCGGUGCAUCACCUGCCCGGAGGGCACGUACCGCUCGCAGCGCUUCGGGCUGUAUCCCUCCUGCUACACCUGCCCGGGCAACUCUUCGAGCCCCGCCGGGAGCACGGCAAUCACCGACUGUGUCUGCAACGACGGCUUCACAGGGGUGAUCACCUCCGACAGCUCCGUUUGCACCCCGUGCUCGCUGGGAAGCUUCGCCACCGGCGGGGGUCCGUGCAAUCCCUGUCCCGACCCCUACUUCUGGACGGACGGGCACGCUGGUUCGAUAGAUGACUGCUUCUGCAGAUACGGCAGGUACAAAGUCGUCAUUGGCAUCUACAGCCACUGCCAGGAUUGCCCCGAUGGCCAGUUUUCCGUGGAUGGCCUGACCUGCAGCGCCUGCCCAACUGGCUUUGUCGGGGCGACGGGUUCCGCGGGCUGCGUCUGCCCGGCCGACUACUACUCCGGUUACAACAGCAUCGUGUACAACAUGAUUACAUUCGAGGGCUUUUGCUCGCGAGGCGUGAUCUCCUCCCCCGUGGCCCAGUUCUCGGUGCAGUCCUCGCUGAACGAGCGCGGCCUGCGGUGCUCUGUGACCAUCAGGGGAUCUUUGACCGAUUCUCUGGUAUCCAUCGAGAACAUAAUCCUGAGCUAUGGCAGCGCCAAUCGCUUCGUGAUGAGCUACUCGGGGCACGCGGCCUGCGAGGGCCUGGAGACCUACAGCGCUUUGUCCUUCACGGGUGUGGACAUCUCCGGCUUCCACUUCCUCAAGAACGAGGGCACGAGAUGCAUCCGGGUGGAUAUCUACAAGUCGGACCACAGCGAUAUCAGCGUGGACUUCAACAUCAAAUCCAUUUGCAAGCCCUGCCCCGCCUUCAGCUCGCUCGCGGCGGGGACAGUGGACCAGACCUCCUGCAGCUGCAACUCUGGGUACGUGCUGUUGCAAGGAAACUGCUACCUCUCGACCUGCGCGGCAGGCACCUACGUGGUGCAGAACAGCUGCGUCAACUGCCCGGCCAACACCUACAAGACGACAUCGACGGCGCUCUACAGCGACUGUCUGCCCUGUCCCGCGCACUCCACGUCCCCUCCCGGGAGCACUUCGCGGUCGAUGUGUUCCUGUAAUGCCGGCUACUUUGGCCUCUCCGCGCAGGGGGAGUGUGAGGACUGCCCUGCCGGGACCUACCAACCCAGCGCGGGCCAGACGGUGUGCGAGUCGUGCUCUCCUGGAUUCACCACGGAGGUUAUCGCCGCAACUUCAGAGGAUGACUGCCUGUGUCCUCCGGGGACCGGGCAAGAGAUCGACGCGGUGCUGGGCGCUGUGUGCAGGCCAUGCCCGCUGGGGACGUACAAGGCCGUGGCCGGGGCGAGCGGGUGCAGGGAAUGCCUGUUAACGAAGACGACACUGCAGACCAGCUCCACAAGUCCCUUCGACUGCGUUUGCCUCCCCGCCUUCCAGCCCGACGUCGCUGGCAACUGCUAUCCCUGCCCCGAGGGGCACUACAAGGCAGAGGCCGGCAACUCCCCUUGCAUCCCCUGCGUCAACGGGGUGAUCAGCAGCGACGGAACGGCCUGCAUCUGCGCGAGGGGGUACGCAGGGAGCAGUCCGACGGGCACAGAAACCUGCACGGCCUGCCCCGCGGGAAUGAGCAAGCCCUUCACUGGACCAGGGGAGUGCAGCGCCUGUCUCCCGGGCCAGUACUCCCCAAACCCCGCCUCCAGCGCGUGCAUCGACUGUGCCCCGGGCUUCUUCUCCCCGGGCAACGUCUCCUCCUGCACCCAGUGCCCGUUGAACACCACCACCGGCUCUUCCGACCGCUCCAUAUCCGACUGCGUCUGCACCGAGGGUUACGGGGGGAGCGGGCCAUGGGGCUGCCGCGCCUGCCGCCCCGGGGAGUACAAGGAAACGAUCGGCAACCUCCCCUGCACGCCCUGCCCCAACGAGGGGGUGUUGGGACCGGAAGGGAGCACGACCGUUCUGAACUGCAUGUGCGGGCCCGGCUACUCGCGCGAGGGAGACGGCACCUGCCAGCCCUGCCAGGCCGGGCGCUGGAAGGAGAGCACCGGGGAUGCGGCCUGCACGCUCUGUCCGCCCAACAGCUGGAGCCCCGAGGGAAACGUCAACAGGAGCUCGUGCUACUGUCUCCCGGGCUUCUUCACGGCCUCCCCGGGGGUGUGCGUCGAGUGCCCGACGGGUUUCUACAACGAGGAGAACGGGGUGGACGUCUGCAAGAGGUGUCCGCCAUUCUCAUGGAGCAUGCUGGGGAGCGACGAGCUCACGGACUGCCUGUGCUACCAGGGGUACUACUUCUCCGCCGGGGAGUGCUUGAAGUGCCUGCCGGGCACAUUCAACCCCUUCAACGGGAGCACCUUUUGCCAGGACUGUCCCGAAGGCUCUACCAGCCUUCCGGCCUCCACGCGCCUUGCCAAGUGCUUCUGCCCCGUCGGUAAAACCGGGGGCAACGGGGCGGUCUGCACCGACUGCGACUUUGGGUCGUACAAGGACAUCAACGGGUCUGCAUCCUGCUCGCCCUGCCCCCUCGGUCUCAGCACGCUGUCCACGGGCUCUACCUCCCUCCUUGACUGCGUCUGUGCCGUGGGGUACCAGCUCGUCAAUGGCAGCUGCGCGGAGUGCCCGUUCGGGACUUACAGGGACAGCCUCUCCCAGCCUGCCUGCGUGGACUGCCCUUCCGGGUUCGUCACCUCGGCGAAAGGGGCAACGUCGAUCCAGCACUGCGUCUGCCCGGCGGGACAGGCCGGCAGGAACGGGAUAAGCUGCUCCCCGUGUGUGGAGGGGACGUACAAGCAGUCCUUCUCCCGGGCGCCGAUCGAGCGGUACACCCCUUCCCUUUCGUUCCAGCCGUCUACCACCUUGGUGGCACCACCCGAGACAGUUCGCACGGUCGCCGCCUCCUUCUAUGCCGAUGUGGUCUUCCCCGCAAGCCCUCCCCGUUCCACGCUGUUCUCCUUUGGGGGUGCUGCCAUAGGGCUCUGGGCGGGGAUUAUUAGGAGCACCGCCCCCAUCACGAUGCGGGUGAGGGUGGGUAACGCCACUCUAUCUAUUCAUCCCGGGAGUGUCUAUGAAGGCCUUGCCUACAUGGACUUCCAGCCCCCCACGGACGGGCUGGCGCACCAGCUGUAUGUUUCAGUGAGGGUCACACCAGGCGAGGUCCUCGUGUGGAUCGACGGGCAGUUUUCCGGCCGUGGGGUGACGAAGGGACUCACACCCCUCUCCUCCUUCCUGUGGGCCGACAGCGGGGACGGGUCCUUCAUCUCCGCACCCUCGUCUUCCGUGCCAUCCGGUGAGCCCACCGCGGCGUUUCCGGGAUCUGCGGUGUCGGCCUUGAACUACUACAACCCCGACCGCAUCCCCACUUUGGAGAGUGCCGUGUGCCUGCCCUGCCCGCUCGGGGCGGUGGGCCCGGAGGAGAGCAACUCGGCGACGGCCUGCACGUGUCCUCCGAGCUACAGGUCCGUCUACGCUGCGGAGGGGCUCGUCGGUUCAUGCAGUCUCUGCGAGGCCAACACCUUCCUUGCCAACCCGGGUGACAUCAGCUGUACACCGUGCCCGGGAAAUCGGACAUCACCAGAGGGUAGCGUAUCCGUCUUUGACUGCUCCUGCCUUCCUGGAUACAUUGGCCAGCCCGGUCAUGCCUGCGUGGGCUGCAACCUGGGGACUUACCGCCUGAAUGAGACCCACUGCGAGCCCUGCCCCCCGUUCAGGACCUCUGAUUUUGCCGCUGACUCAGUCGACGAGUGCUACUGCAUCCCGGGAUACUUCCUGGGAUCUGGGAAGUGUGAGCCCUGCGCUGCUGGGACCUACUGGGACUUGGGGAUAUGUAGAUCCUGCCCUGACAAUGCAGAUUCACCGGAGGCCAGCGUGGAUAUCACGCGCUGUUCUUGCAACCCCGGGUACACUGGGAGGAACGGGGAGGAGUGCGUCCCCUGCAACCCUGGAACUUACAAGCUCGGGUCCGACCCUGGCAUCUGUUUCAAUUGCCCGAAAAACACUGUCUCUCCUCCUGCGAGUGGAUCCGUCCUGGAUUGCGUUUGCCAGGCCGGCUACACCGGGGCGGAUGGGGCGGAGUGUGCGGCGUGUCAGGCGGGCAAGUUCAAGGCAUCCAUAGGGAGCGAAGACUGCACCGGUUGUCCUGGUGGAUCGACCUCCCUGAUCGCCUCGAUCUCACCGCUGAACUGCACUUGCAAGCCCGCGUUUCAGCCUACAGAAUCCGGGUGCGAGCCUUGCCCGAUCGGGACGUACAAAGACAACAGCCUUAACCAGCCCUGCUUCACCUGCCCUCGCAACUCCAGUACCGUCGCGGUGGGCUCGGAGUUUAUCACCGCCUGCCAGUGCGUGGGAGGGUACGUCGGGGAGAGGGGCGGGCCGUGUGUACCCUGCAAUUCCUCUUCCUACAAGAUCACGUACCUGACGUGCCAGCCGUGUGGGACGGGGCAGUACUCCCCGCCAGCAAGCGACUCGAUAGAAUCCUGCGUCUGCGGCGAGGGCUUUUACCCGGUUCAGGAAGGCUGCGCGCCCUGCAAUCCGGGGGCGUUCAAGAAUUGGGUGGGGGACGACGCUUGUGAGAUCUGCCCUGAAAACACCACCACCCUGAACUACGGUUCCGUUUCUUCAGAGUCCUGCACCUGCGUACCGGGCUUCCACCGCUUGAACGAAGGAAGCGCCUGUGAGAAGUGCCCUUCGAACACAUACAAGAAUGUAUCCGGAGAGACAGGCUGCAGCCCCUGCCCGCAGCACUCCACCUCUCCAGCGGGCUCUGUCUCCAUACAAGAAUGUAUCUGCGGGGACCGCUUCACCCGCUUCGGCGAUAUCUGCAGCCAGUGCGAGGCGGGGUUCACCUACAACAACAUCACUUUCGAGUGCGAGAAGUGCAGCGGGCAGCGCACCACCGUCGAGAACGACGUGAAUCUAUACCAGUGUUACUGCCCGGCCGGCUACCGCUUCAGCCAGCCCCCCGGGACGUGCCUUCCUUGUCGCUUUGGAGAAUUCCGCCCCUUCUCGCCGACGGACUCUUGCAGCCUCUGUCCGCCUAACUCCACCACGAUCAUCGCGGCAAGCCCCACCGCCGAAAACUGCGUCUGCCUGCAGGGAUUCACCGGCCAGGCCUCCUCCUGCAGCCUCUGCCCGGCCUCUACCUACAAGAACGCGACAGGGGCCGAGCCCUGCACCCCCUGCCCAAACAAUUCGGUGUCGAAUCUCGGAUCCACCUCCCGCUUCCAGUGCCAGUGCCUGCCGGGCUACACCUCCCCCGCGGGCGUCCUGUGCCAGCAGUGCGGGAACAACACCUUCAAGGAGGGGCUGGGCAACCUGGGAUGCAUCCCCUGCUUCGACAACUCCGUGUCACCGCCCGGCAGCAACUCGAGCGAAUCCUGCAUCUGCGACGCCGGGUCCUACCUCCGCGCCCCGAGCUUCUGUGACUCGUGCCCGCUGGGGACCUACAAGGAUGCGAUAGGGAAUCAGGAUUGCAGGGACUGUCCGGGCAACACCAAGACAGUCAUCUUAGGUGCAACGUCUGUGGAGGUCUGCGUUUGUGUGCCUGGUUACCUGUACGAUCCCGACGUGGGAGACUGCGUGGAAUGCCCGCAGGGAUUCUUUCUCGACGGCUCCGGGGGGAUCUGCACACGAUGCCCCGAGAACAUGACCACAGUGGCAGCGGCGAGCGCCACGCCCAACUCCUGCCGCUGCAAGCCUGGCUACAGCCCGGAUGACAACGGUGUGUGCAAGGCCUGUCGUGCCAACACUUACAAGGGCAGCGUCAGCCAGAAUCCCUGCACCCCAUGCCCUGAAAGAACGGUAUCGCCUGCGGCUUCCACGGAUGUAGACAUGUGCGUCUGCGACCGCGGUUACACCAGCCUCCUCGGGCUCUGCGUGGCGUGCGAUGCGGGCAAGUACAAGGACUCCACGGGAAACCAGGCCUGCACGCCGUGCCCGGAUGACUCUACCAGCCCCCAGGGCGCGGCCAACGUCACACAGUGCCGCUGCAACCCGGGCUACGAGGGCAACAGCGCCGUGGGCUGCACGGCCUGCCAGGCUGGCUUCUAUAACGACGACGGGCAGGUGUCCUGCAAGCGCUGCCCUACCAACUCCACCAGUCCCCCGGCAUCUCCGCUGCUCUCCUCCUGCGCGUGCAUACCUGGGUACUACGGCCAGAACGGGGUGGACUGCGAGGCAUGCCCAUCCGGGAAGUACAAGUCCCUGACUGGCGAUUACGCCUGCUUGCCGUGCCCAGACGACUCCGACAGCCAGCCUGCAAGCGCCUCGCAGUCCCUUUGCCUCUGCAACCCAGGCUUCUACGGGCCUGGAGGUGGGCCUUGCGCGCAGUGCGAUGCGGGGAGGUACUCCAGCGGGUCUGGGUUCAGUGCUUGUCUUUCCUGCCCGGAACACUCCAGCUCCCCUCUACAGUCGGACUCUCCCCUCGAUUGUGUCUGCAACAGGGGUUUCAUUGAAUCCACCCGGGUCAACGGCGUUCCUACCUGCACGGCCUGCCCUACCGGGGAGUACGAGGAUAGCGGGAGCUGCCUGCCUUGCCCUGAAAACUCCACCAGCCUCACCCAGGCGGGAGUGGGAGUUGCAGCCUGUAAGUGCCUCCCAGGAUAUACCGGCCCGGACGGCGGGCCCUGCUCCCCUUGCCCUUCCAACAGCUACAAACCAAACCACGGGGAGUUCAGCCGUAUGAACCUCCUGAAUCAAUCCUGGGCGUUUCCAGCGCUGUCCACUACGGUAUAUGCAGCAGAUAAGGCAAUGGACGGAAGCACGGCCACCUGUGCGGAGACCGGGGUGGAGAGUUGUGCAGACUGCUCGUUGACCGGUAUCGACGUCAGCGUAGGCAACUUUACCGACUUUACUGUCAGUCCCUUCUGCGGGAGCUACAUCUCUCUCGCGGGUGGGGCACCGAUCACAUUCGCGUGCUCACUGGUUGGUUCCUUCUUCACCCCCUACCUGGCUUCCACCACCUUGGACGACUGCCAGGAAUGUCCAACAGGGAGCGUCAGCCCGGCUGGGAGCACGAAUGAAGACACCUGCGUCUGCAAGCCCGGCUUCGAGCCAGGGUCUUCUAGCUACUGCCAGGAGUGCCCUAUGGGGUCCUUCAAGGCCAUCACCUCCAUGCUCCCCUGUCAGGCCUGCCCGGAAGACACCUACCAGCCCAACCUGGGAGCCAACCGCUCGGCUUCAUGCCUUGUCUGCCCCGACCACUCCUUCUCCUCGGCAGGGUCGGUGGCCAUCUCCGAGUGCCUCUGCGACGUCGGCUACGCGAGGGUGGGGGACACCUGCUCUCACUGCAACUUCGGUUUCUACAAGGACACCACCGGCAACGGAGCCUGUACAGAGUGCCCCACUCACACCACCACCCCUACGAUCGCUUCCGCCUCGCUGGAAUCCUGCGAGUGCCUCCCGGGCUUCGAAGCCCCAACCCAUGGUGUGGCCUGCACGGACAUCGACGAGUGCAGCGCUCUAGCAAGCCCCUGCCCGCUCAACGCCUUCUGCACCAACACGGUGGGAUCCUACACUUGCACCUGCCUCACGGGCUGGUACCCCGUCAUCGGGCAGUGCCAGGACGUCGACGAGUGCAGGCAGGGAACCGACACUUGCGACAAGAACGUGAGCUUCUGCGAAAACACCCAGGGUUCAUUCAUGUGCUUUUGCAAAGAAGGCUACUACUACAGCCUAUCCGAAUCUGCCUGCGUAAACCUUAACGAAUGCGCCGCGGCGGUAGCCCCCUGCCCGAUCAGCUCCGUCUGCACCGACACGGUUGGAAGCUUCGAGUGCAACUGCAUUGAAGGCUACGGCGAAGACCCCGAGACGGGACUAUGCAUCAACCUCGACGAGUGCGCGGGAAACCCUUGCUUCGAAAACUCCAUGUGCAUCGACCUCGAUGGAUCCUACCGCUGCGAGUGCAAGCCCGGCUUUACCUUCGACGCCACCAACACCUCCUGCCUUGACCACGCCACCUGCAGCAACACCCCCGGAAGCUUUCUAUGCACCUGCAACGAGGGCUACCGCGGUCCGGGUUACUACUGCGAGUGCGCCAUAUGUGUCGACUGCCCCGCCGGCUCCUACUGCUUCAAUGAGACGCAGUUCUUGUGCCCUCCCUUCUCGACCUCCCCUCCCAACUCGCAGAGCAACUUCUUCUGCACCUGCUUCGAUGGCUUCUACUCCACCAGCCUCUUCACGACGGAGUGUCUCCUCUGCCCCUCGGGUUUCAGCUGCUACGACAACGGGAUCUACAACUGCACAGAGUUCAGCACGAGCACGACGGGGUCGGGAUCCUGCGUGUGCGACCCGGGCUACUACGCCGACCCCAACUCGAUCCGGUACAAAUGCCUGACCUGCCCGGAGAACUUCUAUUGCGAAGGCGGGUCGAACAUUGCCAGGUGCCCGCUGAACCGCUACUCCCUCCCUGCGACCAGCAACGCCUCCAACUGCUUCUGCGCGGCGGGCUCCUACACCUCCGCCUCGGGGGAGUGCUUCGACUGCCAGGAGCUAACAUACUGCCCCUUCGGCACCCCGGAACCCUUGGACUGCCCAGCCAACACCUACUCCGCUGCCCGCUCCUCGUCCAAGGCGGACUGUCUCUGCGAGGUCGGGUACGGGUCUUACAACAACUCCGACUGCCGGCUCUGCCCCGCGGGGUACUGGAAGGACUUCCGUGCGACGGUGCCCUGCUCUCCAUGCCCCGGUAACACCUACCUUCCCGAGAUCGGGACGGUCAACGCAAGCGAUUGCAGGGCUUGCCCCGCCAACUCCACCUCCCCCAGCGGUACUCCGCUCAUCUCCCAGUGCCUAUGCGUCAGGGGCUACUACCGCGAGGGGGACGCCUGCCUGUCUUGCCCGGCGGGCUUCUACUCCGACAACCUCAACCAGUUCACCUGCACCCCUUGCGGGGACAACCAGUACUCCACCGUGAGCACCUCCCCCAGCGCCUCCAACUGCGUCUCCUGUACCGGGAACAGCACUAGAGUCGCAAUCGAUGUUGCUUCCUGUCUCUGCAACCCUGGGUUCGCAGGUGGUAUUCAUCAAGGGGGUCUGACUUGCACACAGUGUGAGAAGGGAUACAGCAAGGCCACUUUCGGUAAUGUUUCAUGCACUAUCUGUCCAAACAACACCUACGCGGACGAGCGGGGCCUUUCGGCGUGCAAGACAUGCCAGCCCAACUCGGUCUCCCCGCCAGGCUCGGUCUCCCCAUCGGAGUGUCUUUGUGAGCCAGGGUACGAGUACAACUCCGGCGAGUGCCAGAUAUGCAGACCCGGGACCUACAAGGUCGGCUUCGGCAACUCCGCCCGCUGCCUGAAGUGCCCGGAGGAUACAUUCCUGCAAUCCGACGGGGGUUCUAGCAUCGAUCAAUGCAUACGAUGCCCUUCCAAUGCAAUCUCCAGGAACGGCUCCUCGUCUGUAUCAAACUGCAGCUGCGUCCCGGGUUACUACGCCGUGGACGGUGACAUCACUUUCGUCUGCCGGGAGUGCGGGCCCGGUUACUAUGCCGCGCGUUACAACCAGAGCGUCUGUGAUGCCUGCCCAGCGGGAACGUACUCGGAGGAUCUGACAGCUGUAGCAGAGAGCGACUGCCAGAAGUGUCCCGAUAACACAACCAGUGAUAAUCAUACAGGGAAUAUCACAGGAUGCCGCUGCACCCAUGGUCACUUCGGCAGGAAUGGGCAGGCCUGCUCUCCCUGUCCUGUCGGAACCUACAAAGACGCGCAGGGUGAUCUGCCGUGUGAGAUCUGCCCGGAUGACCGCUACUCCGACACCCUGGCGGCGGUUUCCGUAGGGUUCUGCCUGGAAUGCCCCUCCCACAGCACGAGCUUCGAUUCCAUCAAGGCCACCCUCGCGGCAUGCCUCUGCGACCCUGGCUACACCGGGACCUUUGGGAAUUGCAGUGCGUGCAUACCCGGGGGAUACAAGACAACCUACGGCUCCGCGGAAUGUACGCCCUGCCCGAACAACACCUACAGCACCACCCCCGCUGCCAUCUCGGAAGACUCCUGCCAGCCCUGCCGUGAGAACAGCAUCUCUGCGGAAGGAACAGCGGUGGAGCUGGGUUGUCAGUGCCUGGGGGGCUUUGGGUACGUAUCCGGGAAGUGCACAAAGUGCCUGGAGGGGUACUACAAGGAUACCGUCUCCAACCGCGUCUGCGAAGCUUGCCCCACUGACACUUACAACCCGCUGAACCAGUCCUCUCGGUCCUCGGACUGCCUCGCCUGCACCAACUUCUCCUCUUCACCGGAAGCUUCCACCAGGAAGACCGAUUGUGAAUGCGACGACGGCUAUGGUGGGCCGGACGGUGGGCCCUGCGCCGCCUGCCCCGAUGGCUUUUUCUCCAACGCCUCGGAAACGGCCUGUAUCGAGUGCGGGUUCGGACAGACGAGCCUUUCCGACCGAUCUUCGUGCAGGCCUUGCCUCUCAGGCACUCAUGGACCCCAACCCGCAAACCCCUUUUGUCCGGAAUGCUUCCCGGGGAGCUACCAGGAAUAUUCCGGCCAAAGCUUCUGCUCUCUGUGCCCGAUCGGGAAGGCAUCCAGAGCCGAAGGCUCCAACACCUCCCUCACCUGCCAGAACUGCUCGGCGGGCUACCACGCCCCAUCCCCCGGAACAUCCUCUUGCCUGAUCUGUACAGGCGGAACAUACUCGCUUGCAGCAUCCGGGGAGUGUAUACCCUGUGACCAGGGCUCGGUCUCCCUCCCCGGCUUCAGCGCCUGUCUCCAGUGCGUGCCGCAGACCUACGCAGACGCCAACGCCACCCACUGUGAGGACUGUGAAGAAGGCACCUACUCCGAUUUUGGGUACACCUCCUGCAUCAGCUGCGAGCCGGGCUACCGCCUUGACUUUGGACUGCGGGAGUGCAUUGGCUGCGACAACAACACUUACUCCAAUGAGUUCCGCCUUGUCUGCCGCGACUGCCCUCCCAACUCGACGAGCCCUGCACUUUCAGGCAGCGUCUUCGACUGUGUCUGCGCAGAGGGCUACGAGAUCCAGCUCGUCGCGGGGGUCUACCAAUGCGUGGCCUGCCUGGUUGGGCACUAUCGGGGUCCCGGCAUGCUCUUCUGCGAGCCCUGUCCCCCGGGUUACUUUGGAAAUUCUCCCGCCUUGGCCCAGUGCGAGCCCUGCCCCGCUGGCUUCUACGAAGACACCAACGGGUCCUCCGCCUGCAUUCCCUGUGACUUUGACACCUACCAACCCAUCAUAGCCGCCACCCGAGCCGAGCAGUGCCUCCCGUGCCCGGCCAACUCCAUCACGUACAGGGCCGCGGCGGAGUUCCAGUACGACUGCCGGUGCGUCCCAGGGUACGAGUACAGACUGCAGCCAGUAGCGUCGGGGGGCUACGACAUGGCCUGCACGGCCUGCCAACCCGGAAAGUUCAAGGAUAGCACGCUGAACGAAGCCUGCCGUCCCUGUGAAAGGGGGUCUUACGCUGCCGGGAAUGCUUCGCUGUACUGUGAAUACUGCCCACUCGGCACCUCCGGCAUUGCGAAGGGACAGACAUCCUGUCCUCCCUGCAAGGAAGGCUACUACGCCUCGAACUCGAUCGAGGUCGUUUCAGGCUGUGUCCCCUGCCCCUCCGGCAUGACGACGCUCUUCACGGGUAGCCAGAGCACGGGAAGUUGCCGCUGCCUCCCGGGUAACACCCCGGUCGACCCGCUGGUGCCCUUGAAGGGCUGCCGGACCUGCUACCCUGGGCAUUACAAACCCGGCGUCAGCAACCUUCCGUGCUCCUCCUGUGAUUUCAACACGUACCAGCCCGAGUACGGGGCGGUGGAUUCCAGCAGCUGCCUGUCUUGCCCCAACCACUCCCUAUCGCUCUCUAGCACGGCGAGCAUCGAUGGUUGCAUCUGUGAGUCGGGAUACGAGAGGAUCGGGGAGGACACAUGCAGUCCCUGUAGUCCUGGAAAUUACAAACCCUCUCUGAGCAACACGGAGGUGUGCGUCCCGUGUUCGGUGGGCUACUUCUCCGAAUUGCCCGCUUCUUCGUUCUGCACUCCGUGCACAGCCAUCGGCCUCUACACUACAACGGCAACCAGCGCCUCCAACUCGAGCGAUUCAUGCAAGUGCAUACCUGACUAUGGCCUUGCUUCCAUGACCAAUGCUACGAAGACCUGCGUCCCCUGCGGUGCACUCUCUUUCAAAAAGGGACUGGGAGACCAGCCCUGCCAGUCCUGCCCUCUCAGCGACAGCAUCGCAAAGCACUACCUCGUCACCGACUACUCCUGCCUAGCCCGCUGCGACCCGGGCUACAUCCUCGAUGAGGCCUACGACGCGUGCCAGCCAGAGUCCAAGCUCCUCUCCCCUGUCACUGACGAUCUGAUCAUCACGAACGUCUCCGGGGAUGGGUUCCAUGACGCUAUCAUCGGGAGUAUGCUGCUAAGACACACCUCCGGGACAUCCAUCCCUGUCCUGUAUGUUUCUAGGAGCAUCCCAAGAGUCGAAUGCAAGGCAUGCUGCCUCUCCGAGAUCCAAGGUGAUACUUCCGAAGAACUCCUCCCCGCCUCUCUCUCCGUCACGUACCAGACCUGUCCCAACGGGACUUGCAACUGUGAAGAACUAGAGAAUGCAUUCUAUGACAAGUACGUUCCCUACGGACAGGACACGUACGGGUUCAUGACCCUCUCCCCUGCUUACGGCGGGCUCUAUCGCUUCUCCAUCGACGCCGCCGCGCUGGAGCCCGUCGUGAACUGCACGCCCUGGGGUCAGGGGUGGCUGAACUGCAGCUUCUACAUUGCGGCCACGUUCAUCCAGGUAGACUCCACCCUGUCUGCAACGUAUCACACGGUCUACCAUAGGGUGAGCUACAGUCGUGGCGUUUCGGCCUCCGUGUCGGUAAUCCAGAAGGUGCAGCCGGGGAUGGUCUCCUACCUCUCCCUCUCACUGUACCGGUUCGCAAGCUCGAACAUGUACGCCGCCCGCUUCGUCUUCGGGGGAGACGAGGAGCUGCUGGUAAGAGCCCAGGCCAUGACCUACAUACUCCGCUAUGGCGGCUGGAAGGGGUGGGAUGUCAUCGAUGAGCAGAGGAUAUGCGCAAGCCUGGCCCCCCUCCCUUCAUGCUGGUCCGGGAGCCCGGUACUCCACGGCGCAGUCGUCAUCGACCAGAACACGGCCGGGGCCCAUUGCGAGAGGCUCUUCACCUGGCGGCCGGGUUGGCCGAUGUACGUCAUCUUUCAAACACCCCAGCUUGCCAAUGAGUUUGAUACAGCGAGGGGGUGGCCCUCACAGGGAAAUUCCUGGAAACCUGCACGGCGAGCCUCGUCUCGGUGGACGAAAGGAAGCUCCCCGCCGCCUUCCGCUUCGGGCUGA
Messenger RNA from Guillardia theta CCMP2712, 13758 nucleotides. RefSeq lists its product as hypothetical. The record is from RefSeq and is a predicted model, not a curated record. The transcript is spliced from 4 exons. Gene Ontology annotation, molecular function: calcium ion binding; protein binding. NCBI's taxonomy places the organism in Eukaryota, Cryptophyceae, Pyrenomonadales, Geminigeraceae. Bases 1 to 13758 code for a protein of 4585 amino acids.